Messenger RNA from Xenopus tropicalis (tropical clawed frog), 1089 nucleotides. It is a transcript of the gene pkn2l.3, whose product is annotated as protein kinase N2 like gene 3. Gene Ontology annotation, molecular function: transferase activity; protein kinase activity; ATP binding. The coding region runs from base 1 to 753 and encodes 250 amino acids. The record is from RefSeq and is a predicted model, not a curated record. The transcript has 7 exons. Lineage: Eukaryota; Metazoa; Chordata; Amphibia; Anura; Pipidae.
AUGGAGGAUCAUGUUCUUAUGCUUUUAUUUUUCAGAAUUGAGACAGAAAAGAAGAUAUUGCAAUUGGUAAAGAAGGAAAAAGCUCCAUUCCUGAUUGGCUUAGACACUUACUUUGUGACAAACUACAAUGAGUGUUUGGUUAUGGAAUAUGCCCCAGGAGGUGACCUAAGGUUACUUAUGGACAAGUAUGACCUGCCACUGAAAUGCAGCAUAUUUUAUGCAGCCUGCAUUGUGCAAGGACUGAAAUUUCUGCAUGAAAACAACAUUGUCCAUAGAGAUUUGAAGCCUGAAAACAUUUUGUUGGAUAAGAGAGGAUAUCCCAGAAUUACAGACUAUGGAAUUAGCAAAACUGGAAUAGGUUUUGAGGAUCAAAUUUAUGGCCGAUGCGGCACUCGCCCAUAUAUGGCCCCUGAAAUAUUCACAGAAUCUCACUAUACCAGAUCGGUGGACUGGUGGGCCUUAGGUGUCAUCAUUUAUGAGAUGAUACUUAGAAAGUUGCCAUUUGAUGGAGACAGUGGUUGUGAGAUUCGUUUAAAAAUUAUCUAUGAAAGGCCAAACUAUCCACGUACCCUGCCUGCAUAUGUCCGUGAUAUACUACAAGGACUGCUGAAUAAAAAUCCCGCACUGCGCCUGGGAUCGACUGUAGAAGGAGCGCACGCGGUUAUGGAACGACCAUUCUUCUUUGGAAUGAAAUGGGAGGCUUUAAGGAGGAAAGAAAUCAAGCCUAUGUUUAUUAUGAAUUACACUGAAUAAGUCUCUUCGAGUAAAGCUAAACUCAAGAACUGGGAAUUAUAAUUAUGGACUGUUUGCUAUAAUAAUGGUCUAGAAGAAAUGGCAUUAUUCUAAGUGGUGUAAACAUCAUGGGCCCGUAAAGUCCCAUGGUGCUAAGCUGCCUGUGGGUGGAGGGUGGGUGGGCCCUUGGACAAAUCUUGCCCAGGGCCCCGCAGGCUUCUGUUACCACCACUGAAUAUACAAGAGUGUUCCAGCUGCCUGAGGAAUAAAGUCUUCUGAUCCUCUGCUGCAAGUCAAAAUGACAAGAACAAGGAUGUUUCACUACUCAUCCGAGCAGCUUCUUCAGUUCAACUGACU